Messenger RNA from Mus caroli (Ryukyu mouse), 1240 nucleotides. Lineage: Eukaryota; Metazoa; Chordata; Mammalia; Rodentia; Muridae. The record is from RefSeq and is a predicted model, not a curated record.
GCCCUCGCCACCAAUCGGCGCGCGCGCCGGCGUGGCCGCCCCCUCUCACGCUCGGGGGGCUGAGUGCGCCUGCGCGCUGCGCGGCCUUUUCACGUGUCCCGAGCCGCCCCGCAGGACUCUCCUUGCAGCAGCGGCCCGAGUUCAGAGUCCGGAGCUGCGGCGGUGGCGGCGAAGGCGAGAGUCAUGGCUGGACAAGCUUUUAGGAAGUUUCUCCCGCUCUUUGACAGAGUAUUGGUUGAAAGGAGUGCNGCCGAAACUGUAACCAAAGGUGGCAUUAUGCUUCCAGAAAAGUCUCAAGGAAAAGUGUUGCAAGCAACGGUCGUGGCUGUGGGGUCCGGCGGGAAAGGAAAGGAUUUCUAUAAUUGGCCUGAUGAAUCAUUUGAUGAAAUGGACAGUACACUUGCUGUUCAGCAGUACAUUCAACAGAACAUAAGGGCAGACUGCUCCAAUAUUGACAAAAUUCUUGAACCACCUGAAGGCCAAGAUGAAGGUGUAUGGAAGUAUGAACAUUUAAGGCAAUUCUGCCUUGAACUAAAUGGACUUGCUGUCAAACUUCAGAGUGAAUGCCAUCCAGAUACCUGUACUCAGAUGACAGCAACUGAACAAUGGAUUUUUCUUUGUGCAGCUCAUAAAACUCCAAAAGAGUGUCCUGCCAUAGAUUAUACAAGACACACACUGGAUGGUGCUGCAUGUCUUCUGAAUAGCAAUAAAUAUUUUCCCAGCAGGGUUAGCAUAAAAGAAUCAUCUGUAGCAAAACUAGGAUCAGUGUGCCGUAGGAUUUAUAGAAUAUUUUCACAUGCCUAUUUUCAUCACCGGCAGAUAUUUGAUGAAUAUGAAAAUGAAACAUUUUUAUGUCAUCGGUUUACCAAAUUUGUGAUGAAAUAUAAUCUGAUGUCGAAGGAUAACCUGAUUGUACCAAUUUUAGAAGAGGAAGUUCAGAACUCAGUUUCUGGGGAAAGUGAAGCAUGAAGGAAUCACGUAGAACAAUGUACUGAUCACAUAAUUAACAAUGAUGUACUGUAUAUAUAUCAUUUUAGACACAUCAAUCAUGUAUCCAUAUUAUAGCUUAUUUGUUUAGUAUAGGGUUUUGUAUGCUAUGUGUUGCCUUUUUAAAUGGGAAAUACAUUUUAAGUUAUUCAUGAGCUGUAUAUUCACUGGUGUGGCACUCAUGGUUUUUAAAUAAGUUUAGUAUUAUCUGUUUAUAAUGCCUGUUAAUAAAAGAAUUUACAGUUUGGUAAAA